AAUCAGGAGGCUGCUAGCCGUGGUGGGCGGAGGUUAGGUGGCACUGUGAAGUUUGUGUGACCUGCUACACGCUGCACAUGGUCAGGAUGAGGCCUGCUGCACACAGGUCAUGCUAGAUGGAAGCUGCAGCUGAUCUCAUAAGGAAGUGGAAUUUCAGUGUGAUUCUGUUUCCCGGCUGAUAAACGGAUGGCACAGAUUUCUGGUAAAUGUGGCUUUACUGUUGUCUGAUGUGAUGGCGCUCUCCAGUGAGCAGAGGGUCCUCCUGGGAUUUAAAGAUGCAGCUUUAGAAGAUAAAUCUUCCUCCUGGGAUGUCAGCAAGAUAGGUGGGCUGCCGGACCCACCGCCGCAUGUGACGCUCUCCUUCCCUGCUUGUCCUCUGUGCUCCGCUCCCCUGUGUCAUGUUGUACAGGUAUACUGCCCCCUGGAGGGCUCGCUCUUCCACCGUGUCAUCCAUGUAUUUGCAUGCAGAAGGAAGUCCUGCUGGGGGAAACCUGAAAGUUGGGUGGCAUUCCGAUCCCAAAGCCUUGAAGGACAUCAGCCACAAGUCGCAGAGGUCCCAUCACAGCAGGAAAACAAGAUGGUCACUACAGACUGGUGUGACGAGGCUGAUAACUGGGGAAUGGAUGACAAUGAUGCAGAAUCUCUGAUGGCACCGGCAGUAUCACAUGGAACAAGCGACCCCACAGAAAGCCUAUGCACAGACUGGACAUCUCAGCUCCAGAACCUUUCACUCUCUGAUGCGUCUCAGACGGUACAGUCUAGUGACUCUAGUGACAUCUUUCGGUCUUAUUAUAUGGCAGUGGCAGAAGAGGAAGAGUGUGAAUGGGACGCAGAUCUGCAUCAUGCCCGUCGGCUACUACAGGAAUAUGAGAAAAAAGAGGCAUCCUUCGUGGAGGAUUCGGAGAGCUGUGACGUGAAAGGAGUGGGUGAGAAAUAUGAGAAGAGUGACCUGGAGAGUCGAGACCUCAUGUUCUACAAGUUCCUGAAGAAGAUCGCUCCUUGCCAGCAACAAAUUCUCAGAUACUCUUGGAAUGGCCAACCUUUAUGUAUAAGCCCCUUGGAUGCCACAUCCCAGCCUCCGCCAUGUCCACGAUGUGGGGGCAGAAGAGUAUACGAGUUCCAGUUAAUGCCAGCUCUUGUAACAAUGCUACAGGGAGCUAAAACUGACUUACUGUUGGAGUUUGGGACAGUUCUCAUUUUCACCUGUGAGAGGAGCUGUUGGGAAGCAAGUGAUAGGACACCAGUACACGAAUUCUGCAUCGUGCAGGAGGAUCCAGACCAGAAAUAUUUUAACUAGUGUACAGGAUAGAAAGAAAAAACUGACUAUACGAACAAAUUGCCAACCUAUUUAUUUGGGAAUUGUACAAAAAACUCUACCUUCAAGUAAUAUAUUUAUUUUUCAAAGCAAAGUGUAAAUUCCACCAAUGUCAUCCUAUGGAAUUCUGUGACAAAAUAUAAAUUGUCUUUAUUACACCCAAACAAGGCUACAGUGGAAUUUCAUC
Messenger RNA from Rana temporaria (common frog), 1502 nucleotides. It is a transcript of the gene PDCD2L, whose product is annotated as programmed cell death 2 like. The coding region runs from base 233 to 1297 and encodes 354 amino acids. The record is from RefSeq and is a predicted model, not a curated record. The transcript has 8 exons. Gene Ontology annotation, cellular component: cytoplasm. NCBI's taxonomy places the organism in Eukaryota, Metazoa, Chordata, Amphibia, Anura, Ranidae.